GUGCCUGUAUUUAUGCAUUUCAUGCGUACACAAAGGCAAUGGAUCAGAAAUAUACAACUUAUCAGAAACCUAUUGGGGACUAUCGUCGCAACCAUGAAGAAGCAAAAAGGAAAGCAGUAGCAGCAUAUGAAAGCCUUAAUGUUGGGAAUAUAUCUGGACAGAACCUUAAAGAUUUGGAACAAAAAAUGGAGUUGAAAAAAAAAGAAUGCGAACAACUUAACAAUCAGAAAACUAAAAAUGCUGAGAAGGAAAAUAACGCAGCACACGAUGCAGCAUUAGUAUCAUACAGUAACAAAAUGCAACAUGUGAGUAUGAAAGGAAACAAGUUGUUAUUCAUUUCAUUUUAAUAUUUUUUUAGACUC
Anneissia japonica is the source of this 362-nucleotide messenger RNA. RefSeq lists its product as uncharacterized. Lineage: Eukaryota; Metazoa; Echinodermata; Crinoidea; Comatulida; Comatulidae. The record is from RefSeq and is a predicted model, not a curated record. The transcript has 3 exons. Bases 39 to 347 code for a protein of 102 amino acids.